This is a messenger RNA of Penicillium canariense, 492 nucleotides long. RefSeq names its product GFA family protein. The record is from RefSeq and is a predicted model, not a curated record. The transcript has 3 exons. Gene Ontology annotation, molecular function: carbon-sulfur lyase activity. NCBI's taxonomy places the organism in Eukaryota, Fungi, Ascomycota, Eurotiomycetes, Eurotiales, Aspergillaceae. Bases 1 to 492 code for a protein of 163 amino acids.
AUGCCGAUGAAACUGGACGGAAGCUGCCAGUGUGGUGGCAUCGAAUUUACCCUUCAAUCCCAAACCCCAGUGCCGUAUCAACUAUGUGCCUGCAGUAUCUGUCGCAAAGUCGGCGGCUAUAGUGGCAGCGUGAACCUGGGCGGCAUCGCCGAUAGCUUGAACGUGCUGAAGGGACAGGACCUGAUCAAAAAAUAUACUGCGAUCAAAGAUCGCGGAACACCAAACGAGGAGCUCUGCUCUUCGGAGCGGAGCUUCUGUUCAAACUGCAGUACUAUGCUCUGGGUGUGGGAUCACCACUGGCCGGAACUGAUUCACCCCUUCGCUUCGGCUAUCGAUACUGAGCUACCGGAGCCGGCUGAGAUGGUAUGUAUCAUGGAGAGUUCUAAACCGACCUGGGUGCGGUGGCCCGAGGGCAAGAAGAGCGUGCAUACCCUGUACGGCAAGGAUAGCCUGGAGGAAUGGCACAAGAAACACGACUACUUCGUUGAUUGA